AUGGUUGAUGGUGUUUCGUACGCUUUCUUCGCCGACGACACAGGAUACUCUGUAUCUGACUCAGACCCGAAAGUCAUCAAGACCAAGCUGCAGGCGGCCCAAAACCAUCUGCAGGAGUUCCAGCGACAGUGGAGGAUCAAAAUCAACCCAACGAAGACCCAAGCAGUGUUCUUCUCGAGACGCAGGUCGCCGAGAUAUCUUCCGAGUUCCAAAGUCUUCGGCUACAUAACAAGCUCCUGCUUUACAAGUGUGUUUUUCGAGCUGUGCUUACCUACGGGUUUCCAGCUUGGAAGAACUGCGCUGCUACCCAUCGGAAAAAAACUACAACGUAUGCAGAACAAGCUUCUCAAGAUGAUCUACAACCUCGAUCCGUGGUAUCCAACCGAUGAUCUUCACCAGCUGGCCGAACUGGACACGAUCGACGAAUUCAUCGACCGAAUGUUCCUGAUGUUCCGGACAAGCUGCCAAAUGUCGGACAACCCACUGAUUUCUGCCAUCGACGACUACUGA
Molecule: messenger RNA, 510 nt
Organism: Culex quinquefasciatus (southern house mosquito)
Lineage: Eukaryota; Metazoa; Arthropoda; Insecta; Diptera; Culicidae
Exons: 1
Coding region: 1-510 (169 amino acids)
Source: RefSeq, a predicted model, not a curated record